Molecule: messenger RNA, 672 nt
Organism: Eimeria tenella
Lineage: Eukaryota; Apicomplexa; Conoidasida; Eucoccidiorida; Eimeriidae
Exons: 1
Coding region: 1-672 (223 amino acids)
Source: RefSeq, a predicted model, not a curated record
AUGCCGUGGCCGCAAAAGUGCGGCGGACAAAAAAGGCCUCGAGAGGCCACGAAGGACUCUAUGGCCAGGCCCACGGCGGAGAGCCUGAGCAGCAGCAGUAGCAGCAGCAGCAGCAGCAGCAGCAGCAGAGGCAGAGGUGGCGAUGGUGAAGCAGCAGAUGUGGCAGCAGCAGCAGCAGUGGCAGAGGAGAUUGCAGCGGCAACAACAGCCAAAGCGCUGGGGGGAGCAGAUGAAGCAGCAAUGCCGCGGACAGCAGCAACAAGCAGCAGCAGCAGCAGCAGCAGCAGCAGCAGCAGCAGCAGCAGCAACAUACGGGGCCCCCUCUUUGCAUGCAGCAAUCCCUCUCUCUGUGGCUUCCUUGGCAGCUUCCAGAAGUUUCCUUUUCUGUUGAAUUUCGUACCCGCCAGCAAAAUCCUCUGCAGGGGGGCCCUCCAAGGGCCCCCCGGGGGCCCCCCCAGGGGCCCCCCCGGGGUGCCCACGGGGGGCCCCAGGGGCCCCCCUCGGGGGCGGAAGGUAAAGGGCAGUGGAGCAGCAGUCCCCAUGAAAUCCGUUGAGGAAAAGAGUGACAUCAACGGAGACCAAAGAGCCCGCUUUGAAAGGCUCCGCGUUGGGGACUCCUGCAGCAGCAGCAGCAGCAGCAGCAGCAAAGUAGCAGCAGCAGCAGCAAAGUAG